GCACGUGACAUGACAUCAGGCACGUCACGUGGUUCUCCACGAAAAUAAAACGGAUCCUGCAGCGUAUUUUAGUCCGUUGACUAGUAUCCUGAACGAAAAAAAAUGCUGAGAGCUGCUAAUCUUCGUCCUUCUGCCCGUAGAGUCGGGUUGACUGCUGUUAGAGGAAUGAAAACUUUGAAGAUUGGACUUAUUCCGGGAGACGGUAUCGGAAAGGAGGUCAUUCCGGCCGGAAGACAAGUCUUGGAGGCUCUUCCUGAGUCCGACGGUCUCGAGUUCACCUUUGUCGACCUAAUUGCCGGCUUUGAGAGCUUCAAGGCCACCGGAGUGGCUCUUCCUGACGAGACGGUCUCGAUCUUGAAGAAUGAGUGCGACGGUGCACUUUUCGGAGCCGUCAGCUCUCCCACGACCCGCGUCGCAGGCUACUCUUCGCCUAUUGUGGCUCUUCGCAAGAAAAUGGGACUCUACGCUAACGUCCGCCCGGUGAAGUCUGUUGGAGACGAUAGACCGGUCGACAUGGUUAUUGUUCGCGAAAACACUGAGGAUCUGUACGUCAAGGAGGAGACCAUCAGAACUCUGGAGGACGGAACCAAGGUGGCCGAGGCUAUCAAGCGCAUCUCCGAGACGGCUUCGUACAACAUUGGAAAGCUGGCGUUUGAGAUUGCUUUGCAGCGCGGCGCGGCCCGUGCUGGCGUGCCUUCUCUGCACCCGAACGGCCCGAUUGUUACGAUCACUCACAAGUCUAAUGUGCUGAGCACUACCGACGGUCUUUUCCGGGAGACCGUUCGCAAGGUGUACGAGGAAAACAAGGAGAAGUACGCCAGCGUUGCGGUGCAGGAGCAGAUUGUUGACUCGAUGGUCUACAGAAUGUUCCGCGAGCCCGAGAUCUUUGACGUCGUUGUCGCUCCCAACCUCUACGGUGACAUUCUUAGCGACGGUGCCGCGGCGCUUGUUGGAUCGUUGGGAGUUAUUCCCUCGGCCAACGUCGGUGACAGCUUUGUUAUUGGCGAGCCCUGCCACGGCAGUGCGCCCGAUAUCGAGGGCAAGAACAUUGCGAACCCGAUUGCGACUAUCAGAUCUACUGCUCUGAUGCUUGAGUUUAUGGGAUAUGCUGCGCCUGCGGCGAGAAUCCACAAGGCGGUUGAUGAGCAUAUGGUUGAGAAGAAGUUUGCGACCCCUGAUUUGGGCGGAAAGUCGACCACGUCCGAGGUCACGAACGACAUCAUCAAGAGAUUGUAAGAUAUAUGUCUAUAGAGACUAGUCUAUGCUGACUUAUGCUUCAU
Myxozyma melibiosi is the source of this 1280-nucleotide messenger RNA. Its product is annotated as homoisocitrate dehydrogenase mitochondrial precursor. The record is from RefSeq and is a predicted model, not a curated record. The transcript is spliced from 2 exons. Gene Ontology annotation, biological process: tricarboxylic acid cycle; L-lysine biosynthetic process; isocitrate metabolic process. NCBI's taxonomy places the organism in Eukaryota, Fungi, Ascomycota, Lipomycetes, Lipomycetales, Lipomycetaceae. The coding region runs from base 103 to 1236 and encodes 377 amino acids. Gene Ontology annotation, molecular function: isocitrate dehydrogenase (NAD+) activity; magnesium ion binding; homoisocitrate dehydrogenase activity. Gene Ontology annotation, cellular component: mitochondrion.